Messenger RNA from Petromyzon marinus (sea lamprey), 7087 nucleotides. It is a transcript of the gene TICRR, whose product is annotated as TOPBP1 interacting checkpoint and replication regulator. Gene Ontology annotation, biological process: regulation of DNA-templated DNA replication initiation; response to ionizing radiation; mitotic G2 DNA damage checkpoint signaling. Gene Ontology annotation, cellular component: nucleus. Gene Ontology annotation, molecular function: chromatin binding. The record is from RefSeq and is a predicted model, not a curated record. Lineage: Eukaryota; Metazoa; Chordata; Hyperoartia; Petromyzontiformes; Petromyzontidae.
GGCGGUGGGAAUGGUGGAGGCGGUGGGAAUGGUGGAGGCGGUGGGAAUGGAGGGCUUGGUGCUGUUGGCCGAGACGUUGGCGACGGCGUUGAUGGAGGUGCCAUUGAGGCUGCUGCGAACGCUUUGGGCAGUGCUUAUGGCGGGGUUGGUGGUGAAGUUUGUAGUGUUUGUGGCGUUGGUGAAGGAGCCACAAGAGACGGCGGGAAUGCUAGAGGCUGUAGAGUUUGUUUUGGCAGUGGCGACGGUGCGGCUGGUGGUGUGGGUGGGCCCACUGGAGACUGUGCCACGAAUGAUGUUGCUGAGGGCCGCAGUGGUAGAGGCUGCGCCCGUGGCUCCUACGCUGCCGGCGACCCGGCUGGGAAAGUUCCGUUCGGUGGGAUCGGGCCCCUCCGUGCCGCGCUGCGAGAGGCACUGCUCGGCUUCCCGUGGGACCGACCUUUCAUCGCUUCGCCUGUGAAGACAGCGGCGAAGAGGAGAGCGAACGGGCAGAGGCGAGACGGGGGGGCCUCCGCCCAGGGCGACGACGACGAAGAGGAGUCGGGCGAGGCCACGAAUCUUCUUCUGCUGCUCGCGCCGUGUCCGCAAAGCCGCGAGGCGCUCGCCGCCUUCCUGGGGCCCGGGGCCGAGGCUCGAACAGCCCUCGGGAGCCUCCUGGCCACGAGCGGAAGCAUCAGGCUGCACUGGAUAGACACCACGACUCUGGCGGAGGUGCUUGGCAGCCCGGACCGCGAUGGUGCGGCAAUGGUGGCAGAAGCCCUGAGCCCAAGCGGCAGCCUCAUCCCGCUGGAAGCCCUGCUGCUGCUAGCGGGUGACGGGCACCACCAGGACGGCGCGGAGACGGAGCUGGUGCCGAACCGGCUGCCGCGGAAGGGUGCCGGUGGGAGCGCCGGCAAGGAGCUGUGGCGACGGUGGCUCACGGCGGACGCAACCUUCCCUGCGCCGGCGCUGCUGGGUCACUACCUCGCCAAGGGGGGUUGCCUCGCCACGCCGGCUGCUGCACCGCUGGUGCCGCUCGUCGUCAGAGAUGCCGCCGGUGCCGACCGCCUUUGCUGCAGCCUGUCCUUGGUGCUCGCCACUGCCGGUGCCGCGUCGUCGCCCCCAUCGCCCGUCCGCCUGCUCUUGCGUGGGACUGUGGAGCGGCCGUCGCUGGCCGGGGGCGGCCUGGGCGUGGCACAAGCCUGGGUGGCGUGCCCUGACGGGGAGAGUAGUGCCGAUGCCGACGCCGCCGGCGCUUCGACGGGGGACGUGGCGUCUCGGGAGGAGUUCAGCUUCCCCAAGACGAUGAGAACUCUCGCCUCGCUGGAUUUACUCCUGGUGGUGGAGGUGCUCAUGACGGAGCGCGCUGUGCCCGCCCUCGGCCUGCUCUACCCAGCCACCCCCACUGCGGCGCUGCUCUGCCUCAUCCGGUGCGACCGCACGCUUAGCCGGCAGCACGGACACUCCCAGCGGCAGGAGCGGCAGGAGCAGCAGUGGGACGUUCCACCCACCCCACAGUGCCAGCCUGACGCCCAUGGCGAAGAGUCGCUCCUCGGCUGCCUAGAGCGAGUGAGCGGCGGUUCGCAGCCCGACUGGAGGACGUUUCUCUCGGCUGCCACCGACCCCGAGCCUGGGUUGCCAGACUUCUUUGCGGGAGAAGCAGUGGGCGGUGGUGGAGGCGGUGGCGCUUGCGUGGUGGAGGAGCGCUACCCGGAGCUCGCGGGGGCCAGUGCGGCACUGGCGCAGGCUUGCCGGUCCCUCGCGGCGGCGGCGGCGGAGGAGGCUGCUGGAGGUGUUCCCGCGCGAGGCGAUGGCGGCCACUCCGACCCGGGCAGCGCCGAACUCGCGCUGAUGCUCGCCGAGCUGUACAGCUCCGCGUGCGAGGAGGGGCAUGGCGCGGUUGAGCGUGGUAAGGUACGCACGCCGGUGCGGCAGAAGCUGAAGACGCAGAACCGCGCGCUGCAGAUGGUGAACGUCGCUCGGAUCAACGUGCGCUCCCAGCGCUGCCGGGCCGAUGCCGACGACGCCGCCGCCGCCCCCCCGCCGGGCUGCCGCCGCCGCUCCGGCAAGAAGCCGGCGCUCUCCAGGCAGGAACUCGAUUUUGAGGACGAGGACACGAUGGCGUCUCGCCUGAGCCAGGACUACGCGCUGCACGUCGCCGACGAGCGCCGGGCCCUGCCGGCGUUCGCCAGCAGCGCCGUCGCCAUCGUGUGCCGCCGCCUCAAGGCCCAGGGCGCCGGCGACACCGAGCGCCGGUGUGCCACUCUGCUGCGGGACAAGCUGCUGCGCGACGGGCGGCAGCUCCGGCAGCGGCACUCGGGGGGCGACGGCGGCGACGGCGGUGUCAGCAGCAGCCCGCGGUCGCGCACCCGAGAGUGCUGCCUGCAGUCACUGCUGCGCCUCGAAAUGCAGGCGCAGUUCCGCUCCCUCGAGUGCGACGACGACAACAUUGUGGACGAGGUGACCGACUUGCUGAGAACGAUCUCGCUGACGAUGGACCCUGGCUUCCUCAACAAGUUCCUGAGCGAGGAGGUCCUGGAUCGGUUCGCGAGCCGCAUCCCCAGGGUGCUGGGAGCCCUCUACUCCAACCUGGGGCAGAAUGUCCCCCGCAGCCUCCGCGAGAUCCUGCCGGACGACUUCUUCAGCGAGGACUCGCCCUCGCAGGAGGACGAGGACGACGAUGACGGAGUAGCGACGGCACCGGCGAGUGGCGGCGGCGGUGGCGCCGGGAAUCUUUCCGUGUCGUCGCACCGCAACGAGAUCGGCGAGCGCCGGAGUCGCAGCAGCCGGGCGCUGGUGCGGCACCCCAGCGUGUGCGAGGCGGUGCAGAGCCGGCGCCAGAUAGAGAUGCCGAGCCGCGCGGUGAGGAAGGAGAGAUCACUCCGGAGUGGCUCAUCCGUCUCAGCCGUCCCGGUCCCCACCGCUCUGGACGCAGCGAAGGCUGAGACAUCAGAAGAUGUCACCAAGGUGCGGAGGAGUCUGUUCAGCCGGGAGCUCGGCUCGCCGGGGCGCAAACGGCCGCGCUCCCAGCAGCAGCACGGACGCUCUAGCUCCUCGAGAGGCGCUGUGAAGCUGCUGACACGGCAGGUGGCGGAGACGCCGUCGCACAAGCAGUGCUCCCAACGGCUGCUCAAGGCGCAGGUCAAGGGCAGGGAGUAUGGUGCGUGCGACGGCACCAGCGUCACCCUGGUGCAGGAGUCUCCGUGCAAGCCUCUCCACCGAGCCGCGGGGACCCAGGACGUGCGGCGUAGCCCCCGGCUCCACUCGCGUCGCUCCUCCUUCUACGCCGCGUCUCAGCCCCUCUCUCGCGCCGCCGCCUCCGUCUCAACGCAGGAGGCCGCCGCGACGCAGGGCAGCCAGGCCGGCAGAGACCGCUCCACGUCGCCGCGUAAGGCCGCCGCCUCCUCCACAGCUCCGUCUCCACACAAGCUGCUGUUUGCAGCGGCCCAGCAGAGCCCCGACACCAUCGCCUCCGACCUACGGCCGCCCCGGCAUCUCGCCAGCGGGGCCUUCCAGCGGGACGGCGCCGGCGCCCUCUCGGGCCACGUGCACAACCCCUCCAAGCUGUCGCGCCGCCUCUUCGCCCCCUCGAGCACCAGCGCGCCCGCCGCCACCACAACCAGGCUGCCCUUUUCCCCUCCGCCGCGGCCGUCCGCCGCCCCCUCCGGCCUCCCGCGCGCCAGUGGCGCCAGGAGCCGGCGCGUGCGCCGGACUCCCUCCAAAGUGCGGUUCGAAUCGAGCUCGACGACGACGACGACGACGACGACGACGGAGCCGCCACGGUCACGCGGUCCCCGCACGCCGGAGCGGGCGCCGGAGCGCGCCGACGGCGGCACGCCGCCCCGCCGCAGCCCCAGGUUCUCGCGAGGCAUCCCCUGUACGCCGGGGACGCCUGGGACCCCCGGGACUCCCGUGUCCUCUGAGAGAUUGCCCCGCCUAGCCCCCACGCUCCAGACUCCUCGCAGGGACCGCGUUCCUGGAACCCCCGAGACCCCUGGUGCGGGGCACGUGGCGAGGACCCCUCUCACCCCUCGCACCCCACGCACCCCACGCACCCCUCGCGCCAUGUCGAUGGAGCACGGCGUCGUCUCCUGGACGCGUCCACGCCAGUCUCCCAGGGGAACGGACACGUCGGCAACGUCGCCGCCGUCGGCGACCGGCGGCGGCGGCAGACGUGCGCCGGCUCGGUGUUUGCCACGGACGCGCAGCGAGUGCUCGGACCUGCUGCGCUCGCCCCUGAUGACCCCGGCCAAGAGGCAGCCGGCGCUUCCGCCGGAGUUCCCCGGCGGAGUCGGAGAGGCGCGCGACGAGAGGCCCGUGCCGAAGACGCCAAAGGAACGACCGCCAGCGCCGCUCAGAGGCGACGCUGGCGCCGCCACCGCUGGCAAGACGCUUGCAAAGGGCUCGCGGGAAUCGCCGUUGACGCCUCCACGCGUGCCGGAGCAUGGAGUUGGGAUGGCGUCACGGGCGCCAGCACCGGAGAUCAGGAGGUCUCCCAGGAGGUCUCCCAGGAGGUCUCCCAGGAGGUCUCCCAUGAGGUCUCCCAGGAGGUCUCGCAGGAGGUGCCCGAGCGGAGGGGCCACCGGCACAGGAGGCCGCGUGGCGACAGCGCGUGGAGACAGCAGGAGGAGCGGCUCGGCCGACCGGGGAGCAGCGGAAACGGGUGCGGGAGAACGUGGCCAGGAGCCGGAUGGUUUCACUUCCAGAAACUCUGUGGGAGGCGAGAGAUGGAGCGAGGAGGAUGUGGAGGAUGAGGACUCGUUGAACGAGAGGACGGUUUUCUCCUCGUCGCCCGCCGGUGCCGGGAGCCUCACGUCACCCGAGUGGGAGCUGGCGUCGCCGCGCGGCAAUCGAGAAGGCGUGGGCGUGCGCCUGCGCCGAAAGCCGAUGGGCACCGGCAGGGCGCCGGCGGAGACCUUGCUGGAGCCGCCGCUGGCGUCGACGCAGCCGUUGCUUCUUACCCCCGGCCGCAGCUACUCCCUGCGGCUCACGGUGGACCGGAGGCAGCGGCGCGCCGAGGCCUUGCAGUCUUCGCCGGCGGCGGUGGCCGCUGGCGCCUGGCACCCAAGCGCCACCAAGGACGCUCGACGCCGGUACGAGGUGGAACCGUCGCCGCCGGCGCUGCUGCCGCAGGGCUCGGGGCCGCUCAAGCUGCGGCUGAAGCGCGCCGGCUCGUGGAAAUUGAACGAGGACGGCCGGGACCGGGCGCCGGUCGGCGACGCCGCCGCCGCCGCCGCCGCCGCCGCAUCGCACCGCCACUGCAGCCGGCACUCGUCGCGCCAGCAGCCGGUGGAGGCCGCGGAUCAACGUACGCCGCCGUCGCGCCGCGCGCGCCGAGCCUCGGCCUCCCCGAGCCCGCGCCGCGUGCAGACUCGCAUCUGCCACACGCUCACGCCGCCUGCGUCGUCGUCCACGCCCCCGCAGAGCGCAGGCGCGGUGAGCGCCGCGUCGCCCGCGCAGAGUCCCGCCAUCCGGCGGUGGCCCCGCAAGAAGCGGGCGGGCGGCGGCGCUUCUCCCGCCGCGGCCGCCGGCGGAUUCAAGCUGGCGCCGUGGGACGGCGGGCUCGGCGCGGCGGAGGUGGACGGCGUGUUUGCGCUGCCCGACUGCUCCCCGCCGAGGGAGGCGGCGUGGGGAGCCCGGUGGAGCGGCGGUGCCGGGUACGGUCUGGGCUCCCGGCGGAGCGGCUCCGGCGGCGCCGGCUUCGGCCUGGGCUCCAGGAAGAGGCGAGCCGGCUGCCGCCUCUCUUCCCCGGUGGAAGAGGAGGAGGAGGAGGAGAAGGGCGGCGGUGCUGCGGUGCCGGCGGCGGCGACGAAGGAGGCCAAGCGGCCGCGCUCGGAGACGGAGCUGGGCCGGUCCUCCCCGAGAGGGAGCGCCGCCUUCCCGUCCACCGCCAGCGCUGGCGGUGCCGGCGGCAGCGACGACAACGUCUUCUCGAGCCCCGCAGGAGGGAGACACCGGCAGCUGUCGGCUCACGGCCUCCUGGCGCUCACGCAGUCGCCCAUCAUCCGUCCCCCACUCGGGAGCGCCGCCUCCACCCCUCCCACGGAGCCCAAUGGCGCCACCACCACCACCACCAGCAGCAGCAGCAGCCAGUGGUCUCCGCCAGCUGAGCUGUCGUCCGUGCGGCACCGAAGCCCCGGCGCCAGGACGUACGGAAAGAGGAAGCUGCCCUGCUGACGCCACCACCAACGCCGGCGGCGCCAUCAGUCGGGACGGCCGGGACGGUGCGCACUGAGGGGGGUUGUCGCCCCGCCGCACCGCUCCUGGCGUCGCUGUGCACAGCGACCUUGAGUGGGGUGCCCGGCUACGCCUCGGGUGUCCGUCCAGAGAACCGAGGAUAAGACUCAUAGACUCGUACAGAGAUCUGUCAACUCGCAGAGACUCGUGCAGAGAUCCGUCAACUCACAGAGACCCGUAGACUUGCACCGAGACCCAUUGACUCUCACAGAAUAAGUACUCUGUACUUUUAGUCAUCAUCAGCAGCAGCAGUGAUCAGUCCACUGCUGGAUUAAAGUAUCCCAGGUCGUCGCCACUACCUGCCGAUCCUCCUGCGAUGUGGUGCCGUGCGUCUCGGUUCACAAGCCGUCAGUCGCUGGGCAUCUUGACGUGACUCCUGGGUGCCUUGGUUGCUGUAUAGUGCCUUCUUGCCUGCAGGGUUGUUAUAUCUGGUUGCUAGGCAUCCAUCGCGGGGUGCUGGACGUCAGUCGGAGGGUGCUGGGUGUCAGUCGCAGGAUGCUGGACGUCAGUCCCAAGGUGCUGGGCGUCAGUCCCAAGGUGCUGGGCGUCAGUCCCAAGGUGAUGGGCGUCAGUCCCAAGGUGCUGUGGUCCCACGUCUUGGCAAGGUUUAGCUGUGGCUGUGUCGCGGACUUGCGGUGGGGGUUAAAGGUCACCUGCAGUGGAUGUCGGGCUGGCAAGCGCUCGAACCAAUCAACUGUGCAAUUUUUUUGUCGUUGUCGUGGUUGUUGUGGUUUCUGUCGUCGUUGCGUUUGGGGAAGAUGGACGCGUUCCUCGGGGCGUCCUCACCGGCGCCGCGUGGGCCUUGCUCUCGGAGCGCCACUGCCGUGCGCCGAGUGAAGAGUUUUCUUUUUACAAAUAAAAAAGUGAUAUUUCC